Molecule: messenger RNA, 1429 nt
Organism: Sinocyclocheilus rhinocerous
Lineage: Eukaryota; Metazoa; Chordata; Actinopteri; Cypriniformes; Cyprinidae
Product: gastrula zinc finger protein XlCGF57.1-like
Exons: 3
Coding region: 45-1262 (405 amino acids)
Biological process (GO): regulation of transcription by RNA polymerase II
Molecular function (GO): DNA-binding transcription factor activity, RNA polymerase II-specific; RNA polymerase II cis-regulatory region sequence-specific DNA binding
Source: RefSeq, a predicted model, not a curated record
AAACAUUCAGAGUCAAACAUGAAGAUACUGAGACACAAACAAAGAUGGCGUUUAUUAAAGAAGAGAGUGAAGACAUAAGGAUCGAAGAAACGUUCACGGUCAAAGAUGAAGAACAAACAGACCUGAUGGCACUGAAAGAGAAGAGUGAAGUACUGAAUGAAAUGGAAGAGAAAGAUCAUUUCAUAAAUGGAGAAAAAUCUUUUACUUGUUCACAGACUGAAAAGACUUCCUCAAGAAAAAGGGCUAAAAAGACAGGAGGACGUUAUUUCACCUGCCAACAGUGUGGAAGAAGUUUCAUUAAAAAAGAAAGCCUUAACAGACACAUGACCGUUCACACUGGAGAGAAGCCUCACACCUGUUCUCGGUGUAGAAAGAGUUUUGAUCAACAUGAAAACCUUGAAGUCCAUAUAAGAACUCAUAGAAAGAAACUGUACACAUGCCCUCAGUGUGGAAAGAGUUUCGGUCAAAAACGACACUUUGAAGGCCACAUGAGAAUUCACUCUGAAAAGCAACCCUACACAUGCUCUCAGUGCGGAAAGAGGUUUAAUCAUAAACAGCGCUUAGAAGACCACAUAAGAACUCACACUGGAGAGAAGCCUUUCACCUGCCAACAGUGUGGAAGAAGUUUCAACCAAAAAGGAAACCUUGACAGGCACAUAAACCGUCACACUGGAGAGAAGCCUUUCACCUGCCAACAGUGUGGAAGAAGUUUCAACCAAAAAGGAAACCUUGACAGGCACAUAAACCGUCACACUGGAGAGAAGCCUUUCACCUGCCAACAGUGUGGAAGAAGUUUCAACCAAAAAGGAAACCUUGACAGGCACAUAAACCGUCACACUGGAGAGAAGCCUUUCACCUGCCAACAGUGUGGAAGAAGUUUCAACCAAAAAGGAAACCUUGACAGGCACAUAAACCGUCACACUGGAGAGAAGCCUUUCACCUGCCAACAGUGUGGAAGAAGUUUCAACCAAAAAGGAAACCUUGACAGGCACAUAAACCGUCACACUGGAGAGAAGCCUUUCACCUGCCAACAGUGUGGAAGAAGUUUCAACCAAAAAGGAAACCUUGACAGGCACAUAAACCGUCACACUGGAGAGAAGCCUUUCACCUGCCAACAGUGUGGAAGAAGUUUCAACCAAAAAGGAACCCUUGACAGGCACAUAAACCGUCACACUGGAGAGAAGCCGUUUAUAUGUGGUCACUGCGGAAAGAGUUUCAAAACUAAAUUAGCAUUUAAACACCACAUGAGGUUUCACAUAUGAGAGAACUGUUUUUUUUAGUUAUCAGUUUGAGUCAUGUAAUAAAACCAGAGAGAAGCCUUUGCGGUGCCAUCACUGUGGAAAGACUUGCAGAAACAAGACAAUCUUGAGGUUCACAGAAGCAUCACUGAUAUAAUUCACAAUAGCUGAGCAGCGGAUUUGGGUUUAAA